CUGGUGCGUUCUGCAAAACGCUGUAUGAUUGUGGCUCACGUGCCUUUUCGCCUGGACGUGUCACGGGAUAACGAACAACGGCGACCAAACAAAUUUCCACAAAUGGCGGAGGUUUCGAAGGCUGGCGCUGCCAGCAAAGAUGCGCCAACUAACCCAAGAGGUAUCCCAUAUGCGCCUUUCGUGGAUCGAGUGGAAGACUAUGUCUCAUCAAGAGCCGACGUUGAAGGCGCGCUCAAGAGCUUCCAAGAGAUGAUUUCAAAAUACCAAUUCAUGGAAGCGAACAACCAACGACGGAUUGUAGGCCUGAAAGACAAGAUCCCUGAUAUCCAGAAAACACUCGAGACAGUACGGUUCUUGCAGCAGCGAAAGGAAGACGCCGAGCCCCUCGAAGCCACUUUCGAGCUCAACGACACCUUAUUCGCCAAAGCCAACAUUCACAAGACGGAUGAGGUCUAUCUCUGGCUAGGCGCCAACGUCAUGCUCUCCUACCCACUCUCCGAAGCCGAAAGCCUCCUAAUCUCCAAACUCGAAACCGCACAACAGAGUCUCGCAAACUGUGAAGAAGAUAUAGAUUUCUUGAGGGAACAGAUUACGACAAUGGAAGUCGCCACAGCACGCGUCUACAAUUGGGACGUUGGCCAGAGGCGGAAAGAGAAUCAAGGCGCUGGUGAGAAAGAUGGGGAUGACAAUACGAAAGCAGCGGGUUGAGAGAUUUUCUCAAGGUCUCAGGUAUAAGUAGAGUAGACUUGGGCAUACUCGCCGUAAGCGCAAACUAUGGCCAGGAAAAUCAUACUCAAAUGAGUCCGGGUGGUAGGUAGUAUCAAAGCUGUCGGACCAACGAGAAGUGAGCAGCAUAGAAGCGGCAGAAGCGUUACAAUUGCCGCGACUUGUAGUCAACGAUCAGCUUGCCACAAUCCUUGAAAGGCAGGUGAAAAUGUCAGAAUCUUGGGAUUUCACAU
Molecule: messenger RNA, 959 nt
Organism: Cercospora beticola
Lineage: Eukaryota; Fungi; Ascomycota; Dothideomycetes; Mycosphaerellales; Mycosphaerellaceae
Gene: PAC10
Product: tubulin-binding prefolding complex subunit PAC10
Biological process (GO): tubulin complex assembly; microtubule-based process; protein folding
Cellular component (GO): cytoplasm; prefoldin complex
Molecular function (GO): tubulin binding
Source: RefSeq, a predicted model, not a curated record